AUAGGGUCUCGCCCCAUCUUGACUGUCCACAACAACUUGACAAGGACUUGACCAGUAAGGAUCGGACAUCCCUGGCGGAAUGGCUAGAAGGGAUUCGAUAUUAAAACCACCGACUUCACCCCUAGCACCAUUUCCUCCCCUUCUGCCUCCUGAGCUUCGUAGUCGAGCACCGGAAUUUUAUGGGUUCGUCGCGUGGACGUCGACGUCUCUUCUUUUCGUCGUAUACUUCCUUUGGGCGAUUCUGCCAGACGAAUACGUUGAAUGGCUUGGGCUUACAUGGUAUCCCAACAGAGAAUGGGCAGUCCUUCUUCCUGCAUAUUCUGUUGUUGUGGUUCUACUGGCGUACUUUGUGUACUUUGCGCUAGCUAUCUACGGCACCCCUUCCCUCUCUGACUCGUGUACCUUUACUGAUUCGCGGUCUCAUUAUCUUCCCGUACGCGAGGGGAAGCAAGGAUGCACUUCGUUCGCUCGUCCUGAUGCAGUUCUGGAGCUAUACGAUAUUCCAAUUGGACUUGUGAAUCGCGUCUUGUACCAUGACGGGCUUUCUGCCGACUGAUGUGUUAGUACGACAUAUCUAGUUGUCUAACCGUCACUGCCGUCGGAAUCUCACGGUGAUUUACAUUAUGCGCGUAAGUUUUUUCCUUUGAAAACCAUGCCACUAACAAACGGAACAGAUCGACUGGUGCAACAAAUCCGCCCUGGGAGGAACGCAGGAAUUAGUUAUGUUAUAGUGUUGGAUUGGCGUGAUCACUAUUCCUGUCAGGUGUACGAAUAUCAUGUUAGAAAGUGCUAAUGGUCGUAGCAGU
Messenger RNA from Guyanagaster necrorhizus, 806 nucleotides. Its product is annotated as PIG-P-domain-containing protein. Bases 80 to 556 code for a protein of 158 amino acids. The record is from RefSeq and is a predicted model, not a curated record. The transcript has 3 exons. Gene Ontology annotation, cellular component: endoplasmic reticulum. Gene Ontology annotation, biological process: GPI anchor biosynthetic process. NCBI's taxonomy places the organism in Eukaryota, Fungi, Basidiomycota, Agaricomycetes, Agaricales, Physalacriaceae.